Ambispora gerdemannii is the source of this 132-nucleotide messenger RNA. NCBI's taxonomy places the organism in Eukaryota, Fungi, Glomeromycota, Glomeromycetes, Archaeosporales, Ambisporaceae. The record is from the annotation of a GenBank genome assembly.
GCAAGGAAUUUAGAUAUAGCUCAAGUGGAAACGUUUUUACGUAGUAAGAAGUUCAGACGUUUCUAUAUUUUAGAAACAUUAUCAAAUGAUGAGAAAGUCAUUGUCAAAAUAAUCGGUUCGGAUUCAGUAUAA